AUGGUCCUGAGUGGCAGUGCAGCCCCUCCAUCUGUAGGGCCCCUGUGGCAGCCUGACCCUCAGGUACCAAUGUGGCCCAAAGUGUUGACCCAGACCCCUGGCAUCUUCACAGUCUUUGGUGGCAACAAGUUAGAGAAAUCAUCUCGGACUCUGGAUAUGGCAUCCUUGUGGCCUUUGGCGGCAACAUGGGUCAUGGACAUCAACACAGACCCCAAUGGAGCUGGGACCAUGGACCCAAACAUGGUUCCUGGCAGCAGCCUAGGUCAGGAUGUCACCAUGGCCCUAGGUGGCAGUGCAGGUCUCUCAGAUCAGCAUUGCUCCAGCGGCAGGGUGGCCCUUGGAUACCGACAUGGCCCCACUAGACCCUCAGUGGCAACAGGCAUAGUGGAUAUCAGCACGUACCCUGGCUGCGGUAAGACUGUGAACCUAGACAUGACCCUCAGCUGCAGCUCAGGCCUAGAAGCCUCCAUGGCCUCUGGUAAUUCAGGGUGGCCCCUGCAGUGGCAUGGCUCUUGGGCAUCAAUGUGGCACCCCAGACUCCAGAACCCUUCUGGCCAUUUCAGAGCAUCUAAUGCAUACUUCUGUGUGACUGACAGCAGCUUCAUGAAGCUCUCUGUUCGUUUGUCUUUAGCUGAGAGUGUGGAGUUAAGAUGCUCCUUCAGGUUUUUUCAUCUGUCAGUUGAGUAUUUGCUGUCUGCUCCCAAAGGACAACCCCCUUCUGACCGAGGAUCAGCACUUCCACCAGUGGCGACUCUCCCACAAGGCCAGGCAGGAGACCAACGUGUUUGCCCCGACUAUAUAGCUGGCAUGUCUCCCUUUGUGGAAAAUGACAUCUCCAGCCUCUCAGCGACCCUGCAGUGCAGUAGACUGUCCUGGGCCGUGCUGUGGGCCUGGGUAUUGGUCCUGGCAGCUGCAGUGCUGAUCCUAACCAGUUCUGCACUCUUCCACUUUGAUCCUCUCCUUAGAGAGAACCAGGGCUCCGGGGUCCCCACGUCUGGUCCCAACCUGUCCACCACAAGGCCAAUCCAGCAGGACCUGGGCCGCCAGGACUUGCCACUGGCCGAGGACCUUGACAACAUGAAGAAUAACAAGUUGGCCACCGGGGAGCCUGUCAGUCCCCACGACAGCCUGGGCCACAGUGGCCUUCCCCCAAGCCCCACCAAGAUCGGGAACAGCACCAACCCUGGUCCCACCUUGGCCACCAACCCCCAGAACGCUGCCAGCCAUAGGACGCCCAACAACCCGGGCGACCCGUCCAACCCCGGCCCCCCCAAGACCCCCGAGAACAGCCUUAUCUUCAUCAACCCCAGCAGCACUCAGCCCAACUCAGCGAAGACUGCCAGGAAACCCGAGCACAUGGCGGUGGAGAUCCCCCCAGCCUGCCCGCCCCUCAACCACACUGUGGUCCAAGUAAACAAAAAUGCUAACCCAGACCCACUGCCAAAGAAGGAGGAAGAGAAGAAGGAGGAAGAGGAGGCAGACCCCGGGGAGGACGGCCCAAAACCCAUGACGCCCUACAGCUCCAUGUUCAUCCUCUCCACCACCAACCCCCUUCGCUGGCUGUGCCAUUACAUCCUGAACCUGCGCUACUUCGAGAUGUGCAUCCUCAUGGUCAUUGCCAUGAGCAGCAUAGCGCUGGUUGCCGAGGAUCCUGUGCAGCCCAACGCGCCCCGCAACAACAUGAUCGACCUGGGCCUUGUCUUGCAUCAGGGGGCCUACUUCCGUGACCUCUGGAAUAUUCAGGACUUCAUAGUGGUCAGUGGGGCCCUGGUGGCCUUUGCCUUCACGUAAGUCUCCAUGAAAGGCUCCCCACCCCAAGUCUGAGUCCCGCUUUCAGAUGUGGGUCG
Molecule: messenger RNA, 1847 nt
Organism: Microtus ochrogaster (prairie vole)
Lineage: Eukaryota; Metazoa; Chordata; Mammalia; Rodentia; Cricetidae
Exons: 8
Coding region: 1-1791 (596 amino acids)
Biological process (GO): calcium ion import across plasma membrane; chemical synaptic transmission
Cellular component (GO): neuronal cell body; voltage-gated calcium channel complex; membrane
Molecular function (GO): high voltage-gated calcium channel activity
Source: RefSeq, a predicted model, not a curated record